CCCCGGGGUUUCCUCUCACUCCGCUCUGCACAAGCCUCACUCCACAUGUCUGCCUGCUGCUCUUAUCAACUCAUCCUAGAAGGGCACAGAAGUGAUUGAUUGGGGGGGACCAAAGCGGUGAACUGUGGGCACAGGCGAGGAGGAGCAACCUCCAGCGGGGGCUGCAUCCCAGCGCUCCAAGAGGAUUGUUUUUGCUUUUCCGCAUCUGACAGCUCCGGACUCAGGGGAAAGACUGCACGCUUCCAGUUUGAGAUUUGGACAGUGAGAAAGCCCAGCCCUCAUUCAGACGGCACAUGGCAGCAGAGCACUCGCUUCCAGCGCAGGUUAACUAGGUCUGAGCUCUCAAGAACGCCCCACAGCACUCUAGGUUUGCUGGGUUACCGCAGGAGCUAAAAUGCAGCUGACUGUUUACUUCUUUUUGGGCUGCGGUAUUUUCUUAGCUUCGGGAUAUAACUCCUUUAGUAAGAGCAUGGAGGCGAUAGGCAAGAAGCAGUACCAAGUUCAGCACGGGUCAUGCAGCUAUACCUUCCUUUUGCCGGAGACAGACAACUGCCGGUCGUCUUCUUACGUGUCCAAUGCAGUGCAAAGGGAUGCACCUUUAGAUUACGAUGAUUCAGUUCAAAGACUGCAGCUACUUGAAAACAUUAUGGAAAACAACACUCAGUGGCUAAUGAAGCUUGAGAAUUACAUCCAAGACAGUAUGAAGAAAGAAAUGGUAGAGAUCCAGCAAACUGCAGUGCAGAACCAGACUGCAGUAAUGAUUGAAAUAGGCACAAACUUACUAAAUCAAACAGCUGAACAGACCCGCAAAUUAACAGAUGUUGAAGCACAAGUAUUAAACCAGACAACCAGACUUGAACUUCAGCUUUUGGAACACUCUCUUUCAACAAACAAACUAGAAAGACAGAUUUCAGAUCAGACCAAUGAGAUAACUAAAUUACAAGAAAAAAACAGCUUUCUAGAAAAAAGAGUUCUUGAGAUGGAAGACAAGCACACACUUCAGCUGAAGUCAAUAAAAGACGAAAAAGAUCAGCUUCAAGUCCUAGUAGACAAACAGAAUUCUAUUAUAGAAGAACUAGAAAAGCAGUUAGUUACAGCAACAGUAAACAACUCAGUUCUGCAAAAACAGCAACAUGAUCUGAUGGAGACUGUUCAUAACUUGCUUACUAUGAUAUCUACACCAAACUCUAAGAACAACUUCAUAGCUAAAGAGGAGCAAAUCAGCUUCAAAGACUGUGCUGAAGCUUUCAAAUCUGGACUGACAACAAGUGGCAUCUACACUUUAACAGUUCCUAACACUGCACAAGAGAAGAAGGCCUACUGUGACAUGGAAACUGGUGGAGGAGGCUGGACCGUUAUUCAGAGACGUGAAGAUGGCAGCGUGGACUUUCACCGGACAUGGAAAGAGUACAAGAUGGGAUUUGGUGAUCCUGCUGGGGAGUACUGGCUGGGAAAUGAGUUUGUUUCUCAACUGACUAAUCAGAAGCGAUACGUUCUUAAAAUACAACUGAAAGACUGGGAAGGAAAUGAGGCAUAUUCAUUAUACGACCAAUUUUCUCUAGCAAAUGAAGAAUUAAAAUACAGGAUCUACCUUAAAGGACUUACUGGGACAGCGGGCAAAAUAAGUAGUAUAAGCCAACCAGGAAAUGAUUUUAGCACAAAGGAUGCAGACAAUGACAAAUGUAUUUGCAAAUGUUCACAAAUGCUAACAGGAGGAUGGUGGUUUGAUGCAUGCGGUCCUUCUAACCUCAACGGAAUGUAUUAUCCAUUACGACAGAACAACAACAAGUUCAACGGUAUCAAGUGGUACUACUGGAAAGGUUCAGGAUAUUCUCUCAAAGCCACGACUAUGAUGAUUCGACCAGCAGAUUUCUAAAUGCUUUCCCAUUAUGUGAAUUAUGUAUUGUAUAGCCUUCAAAGACUUCAUUUGCUGAGCAUAUAAACACAGAUCUGCAACUUGUCUCAUCUUCAAGCCCAGAAAACAUGUGCUAGUGUUCUGAAGGGAUCACUUCAGUACAACUUCUGAAUUGCAAUAGCUUUGAUCAACUAAACAAUUAAAUAUUAUUGAACCAGACGCAAAGUCUAAAGCAUCAACAUGAUAUAACAGUGAUUUGGCCAAAAACUGAACAAAAAGACCAUCCAAGAAACUGUCAGACCACUUAAGGACUCCGUUUUACCGAUCAUUUACGUUACGUGUGUGUUAGUAAAUAACUGGAACUGUGAAAAAUACGUAAAAUAGUUUUAGAAAUAUGCCUUUUGCCUCAUCACUGAAC
This is a messenger RNA of Cuculus canorus (common cuckoo), 2273 nucleotides long. RefSeq names its product angiopoietin 2 (gene ANGPT2). Gene Ontology annotation, biological process: angiogenesis; Tie signaling pathway. Gene Ontology annotation, molecular function: receptor tyrosine kinase binding. NCBI's taxonomy places the organism in Eukaryota, Metazoa, Chordata, Aves, Cuculiformes, Cuculidae. Bases 395 to 1876 code for a protein of 493 amino acids. The record is from RefSeq and is a predicted model, not a curated record. The transcript is spliced from 9 exons.